AUGGACGCCAAAAGUACAACUGCUGCAGAGCAUGAAUCCUGGGCUUGCGUGCCGGUGCCCAAGGCAGGCUGCUGCCACAGCAGUGAUGUGGGUGUAGAGCUGGUGUUCAGGAGCGUCUCUGGUCUGACAUUGCCCCGGGGCACCAACACAGCUACCCGAAAGCUGCGGGAAACACGUGGACUAACUGGCAAGCACCCGGAGACAGGCAGCAAGAAGGGAGGCCCGCAAGCUCAGGGGGCGCAGGAAUACAGUUGUGAAUAUGGCUCGCUCAAGUUUUAUGCGCUCUGUGGCGUUGGUGGGGUCCUAAGUUGUGGCCUGACACACACUGCUGUUGUACCUCUGGAUUUAGUGAAAUGUCGUAUGCAGGUUGAUCCACAAAAAUACAAGAGCAUCUUCAAUGGAUUUUCAGUGACGGUCAAAGAAGAUGGCGUUCGUGGCUUGGCUAAGGGAUGGGCUCCAACCUUUAUUGGAUAUUCCAUGCAGGGGCUUUGUAAAUUUGGUUUCUAUGAAGUUUUCAAAAUCCUAUAUGGCAACAUGCUGGGAGAGGAAAACGCGUAUUUGUGGCGUACUUCGCUAUAUUUAGCUGCAUCUGCCAGUGCGGAGUUUUUUGCUGACAUUGCUCUGGCUCCAAUGGAAGCUGCUAAAGUUCGCAUUCAGACUCAGCCUGGGUAUGCUAACACUCUGCGGGAGGCUGUACCUAAAAUGUUUGGAGAAGAAGGCAUCUGGGCUUUCUAUAAGGGUGUUGCUCCACUGUGGAUGAGACAGAUUCCAUACACAAUGAUGAAAUUUGCCUGCUUUGAACGUACUGUUGAAGCUCUCUACAAGUACGUCGUUCCCAAGCCACGAAGUGAAUGUACAAAAGGAGAACAGCUGGUAGUCACAUUUGUUGCAGGCUAUAUUGCUGGUGUGUUCUGUGCAAUUGUUUCCCAUCCUGCUGACUCCGUGGUGUCUGUGUUGAACAAAGAAAAAGGCAGUUCUGCUUCACAGGUUCUUAUGAGGCUUGGAUUCAAAGGUGUAUGGAAAGGUCUGUUUGCUCGUAUUAUUAUGAUUGGUACGCUGACUGCACUACAGUGGUUCAUCUACGAUUCUGUGAAGGUUUAUUUCAGACUUCCUCGUCCACCUCCACCUGAAAUGCCAGAAUCUCUGAAGAAGAAGCUUGGUCUAACUGAAUAGACAACUCAUGGACUGACUAUGCUGGCUGUCCCAGUGAUGAGUUUCAUGAAACUUUUAUAUAUUUGACUAUGUAGAAAACAAACUCUAUAUGAUGUCAUUAUUGGCUGUGCCCUCAUCGCAUAUGAGGGUUUAAAUUCUGCCACUGUCAUUGCCUGAAAUAAAUGAGAAACAGAGUGCU
Molecule: messenger RNA, 1351 nt
Organism: Charadrius vociferus (killdeer)
Lineage: Eukaryota; Metazoa; Chordata; Aves; Charadriiformes; Charadriidae
Gene: SLC25A3
Product: solute carrier family 25 (mitochondrial carrier; phosphate carrier), member 3
Exons: 8
Coding region: 1-1173 (390 amino acids)
Biological process (GO): mitochondrial phosphate ion transmembrane transport
Cellular component (GO): mitochondrial inner membrane
Molecular function (GO): phosphate transmembrane transporter activity
Source: RefSeq, a predicted model, not a curated record